GCUGAAACACUCUCAACGCACAUCCAUACACUCGUCACACCAUGUCCGCCACCAGCGCUCAAGCCACUGCCAUCGUGGCAGGGUCUUUCCUAUCCGGCGCAAUGAUGUCUCUCUCCCUCCUAGCCGUUCCAGUGUUACUCGACUCCACCACCGAAGCAUCCCAGCUCUUCUUCCAAUGGACUCGAAUGUACCACUACGGCCAUCAAGCCCUUCCCACCAUGGCCGUGGGCACGUUCCUCCUGUAUAGUUACACGUGCAUCAAACGACGAAGCGAGAAGAAGUCCUGGACCGUGUUUGCGCUCGCGGCGUCGAUGACAUUGAGUAUGCUACCGUUUACUUGGCUCUGUAUGGAGCCUACGAACAGCGAACUGUUCCGGUUGGAGGAGGUGAGCAGGGAUGGGGUUGUUGAGAUGGGAAUGUCGGGGGCGAGGGCGUUGGUGGUGAAAUGGAGUUUGUUGCAUUUCGUGAGAUCGCUGUUUCCGCUUGGAGGGGCGGUUUUGGGGGGUUGUGGGGAUUAUCUGGGGGAGGAUGCGGGUAGAUGGUAAAUAUAGAUGGCGGAUUUAGAUAGAUACAGAUGUUAGAUUUGGAUAGAUGCCUGGG
Aspergillus wentii DTO 134E9 is the source of this 600-nucleotide messenger RNA. It is a transcript of the gene tpcL, whose product is annotated as anthrone oxygenase tpcL. The record is from RefSeq and is a predicted model, not a curated record. Lineage: Eukaryota; Fungi; Ascomycota; Eurotiomycetes; Eurotiales; Aspergillaceae. The transcript is spliced from 2 exons. The coding region runs from base 42 to 545 and encodes 167 amino acids.